This is a messenger RNA of Chrysochloris asiatica (Cape golden mole), 1626 nucleotides long. It is a transcript of the gene ZNF891, whose product is annotated as zinc finger protein 891. The coding region runs from base 1 to 1626 and encodes 541 amino acids. Lineage: Eukaryota; Metazoa; Chordata; Mammalia; Afrosoricida; Chrysochloridae. Gene Ontology annotation, biological process: regulation of DNA-templated transcription. The record is from RefSeq and is a predicted model, not a curated record. The transcript has a single exon.
AUGGCAGCCAUUGCUCUGCCUCCAACAUGGACUCUGUCUGCACAGAACUCUGCCUGUUUUGAUGUGGCCAAUACUAUGGAGGAAGAGAUGGUCGCUACAUUUCCAACAGCGUCAUUAUAUAAACCAGUAACUUUCACAGAUGUGGCUGUGGAGUUCACACAGGAGGAAUGGGUAAUGCUAGACACUGCUCAGAGAAAUUUGUACAGAGAUGUGAUGCUGGAAAAUUAUAGAAAUCUCACCUCAGUAGAGUCUCAGUUAUGCAGGCCAACAGUGAUUUCCCUGAUAAAUGAAAAAGAGAAAAGUGUGAAAAGGAGAAUUUCCCAAGCCAUCUGUCCAGACUGGGAGGACCAACUUAAAACCAAAGACUCAACUCCUAAGCAGAGAAUUUUUUGUGAAAAACCAUCCAAAAUGGAAAAAGUCACAGAGGAUAAUUAUUGGUCCUUUAUAUUAGGAGAAGAUUUAGAAUGCUAUACAAUAGAAAACAAGAUCCCAGCGGGACAUUUGAGACAAGUGAACUUUACCCAGAGGCAAGCAGCAUCUCAGGAAAGGUUCUAUGAUCCUUAUGAUUUUGAAGAAAACUCUAAACCUGGCUCAAGACUACUUUCUUCCCUGAUAGUUUCUACCAGUAAACAUGGCUGUAAAUGUGACUCAGAUGUUGAAGGUUCCAAGCAUAAUUUAGGCAUAAACAAUUAUCAGAAACAUUCGGUAUGUGAGAACUUCUGUGGAGGUUAUGAAUAUGACAGAGCUCUAGGGCAUACCGAAAGAAGUCCAACAACACAGAGUGAGUACACAUGCUCCAAAUGUGAGAGACACUUCCAGCAUAAUAUAGUUCCUAUACAUAACAAUUUUCCUAUCAUGGAGAAUUCUUACAAAUGCAAUAAAAACAACAAAACCACUUGUCCUAGUUUAUACUUUAAUCAGCAGGAGCAAACUCAUGCUGGAGAUAAACAUAAAUAUAACCAAUGUGGGAAAGCCUUCAAAAGGAUUUCUAAUAAUACUUUGCACAAGAGAAGUCACAUGGGUGAGAAACAUUAUGAAUGUAAAGAAUGUGGGAAAGUCUUCAAUGAUUCCUCAACUUUAAGGAGACACGUGAGAACUCACACAGGAGAGAAACCCUAUGAAUGUAAUCUAUGUGGGAAAGCAUUUAGUCAAAAAACAUCUCUUAAGUCUCAUGUGAGAACUCACACUGGAGAGAAACCUUAUACAUGUCAUCAGUGUGGAAAAUCCUUUGGCACCAGCUCUUACCUCAUAGUUCACAAGAGAAUACACACUGGGGAGAAACUCUAUGAGUGCAGUGACUGUGGAAAAGCCUUCAACACAAGCUCUCACCUUAAGGUGCACAAGAAAAUACACACUAGAGAGAAUCUUUAUGAAUGCAGUAACUGUGGAAAAGUAUUUAGUGGUAUCUCAUCCCUCCGAAUGCAUGUGAGAACUCAUACUGGAGAAAAACCUUAUGAAUGUAAGGAGUGUAGGAAGGCCUUCAGUGUUUCCUCUUCCCUUAGGAGACAUGUGAGAACUCACACAGGUGAAAAACCCUAUGAAUGUGUUCAAUGUGGAAAAGCCUUCAGUCAGAGCUCUUCACUUAUUAUACAUAAGAGAAUUCAUAAUGAGAGAGAAACCAUUUAA